AUGUAUCCUCGAGGUUGUAAGGAUUCUAAAUCAGAACGAUCAAAAGAUGGUGCGAUGACUCACAUCCAUAAGACAACAAACAUGGACGGCAAUUUGCAAACAGAGUUCUCCUCGAAGCCGAAGCGAGGAGUCUACCUCUCUAAGGGCCUUGCAUCCGUGAUAUUCAUUAUAUUUACUCUAGCAUUAAUAGCUACAGCUUUCAUUGUUUAUAACUUCGCCGCCUGUCCAAGGACAGACCAGUUAGCAAAUGUUACGAAAUACGAACUUAACCACUGUGAUCAAAAUAAACUAACAGUUAUACCUUUAAGUACUGAAUCUAGCAAAAGCGUUACGAACUUCGAAAUAACGACCAAUUCUGUAGAAACGACAACUGAAGUUGAAAUAAACAAAGUGAUUGACGUGCGGUUACCAAAUAGUAUCAAACCAGAUCGGUAUUACUUAAAACUAACUCCGUAUAUAUUUGAAAGCAACUUUACAUUCGAUGGUGAAAUAAGUGUUGUUAUUACAGUGAAAAAUGAUACAAAUAAGGUAACAUUUCAUGGUGUUGAAUUAGUGUUUCAUACAAUUGGACUAUUCAAGAAGGACGAUGGAAAAGAGAUCGACAUAGAGCAAAGGACGGAGGAUAUGGAAAGGCAGUUCCAUAUUUUGGUAACUGCGGAGACGUUGAAGGCGGGACAGCAAUACGUUUUAAAUAUAACGUAUACUGGGAUUUUAAAUGAUAAUCUCCAUGGGUUUUACAGGAGUUCAUACGAAGAAAAAAAGGACAAACGAUGGAUAGCUGUGACGCAGUUUCAAGCGACCGACGCAAGAAGAGCAUUUCCCUGCUGGGAUGAACCAGCGCUUAAGGCCAGGUUUACGAUCAGCCUCGCUCGACCUGCGAAUAUGAGCUCCAUAUCGAAUAUGAACAUCGUUGGACACCAGAGACACGACCAUCUGGAUAGUUACAUAUGGGACCACUAUGCUGAAACUCUUCCUAUGUCAACUUACCUUGUCGCAUUUGCGGUGACCGACUUUGGUAAUAUGAGUCGCGAUAACUUCUCCGUAUGGGCGAGAAAAGACGCUCUAUCCUCUGCAGCUUAUGCCUUAGAUAUUGGCCCGAAGAUACUCAAGUUCCUGGAAGAUUAUUAUAAGAUUAAAUUCCCCUUGCCGAAGAUUGACAUGAUUGCGUUACCGGAUUUCAAGGCCGGCGCCAUGGAGAAUUGGGGACUGUUGACAUUUAGAGAAAUAGCAAUGCUGUAUGACGAUGGCGUUUCACCCACCACGGCAAAAGCUAGAGUGGCUGCAGUAGUUGCCCAUGAGAUUGCUCACCAGUGGUUCGGGAACUUGGUGACGCCAGCCUGGUGGUCAGAUAUAUGGCUCAACGAAGGAUUCGCGAGCUACGUAGAGUAUGUUGCUGUUGAUGCUGUAGAAAAGACUUGGAAGUUGAUGGAAGUUUUUGUGCUAAAUGAAGUUCAAAGUGUAUUCAAAUUGGACGCGCUAACAUCAUCACAUCAAAUAUCAGUCGAAGUUGGAAACCCAGAAGAAAUAGGAGCAAUUUUCGAUAAGAUAUCUUAUGGAAAAGGUUCAGCAAUACUUCGCAUGAUGAAUCAUUUUCUUACGGAUGACGUAUUCAAUGCCGGCAUCACAGACUACUUGAAUGCCAAAAAGUAUGGUGACGCCGAACAAAAGGAUCUGUGGAGCGCUCUCACAAAUGCCGCUAGGGAAAGAGGCAACAGUGAUCUCGAUGUCGCCGUCAUCAUGGACUCAUGGACUUUGCAGACUGGCUUCCCAGUUUUGACUGUUACCAGAGACUAUGAAAUAGGGACUGUAACGUUUAAACAGGAGAGAUUCAUCCUCAUCAACGGGUCUUUGGACGAUCAGAAACCAGUGUGGUGGAUUCCAGUCUCUUACACUACCGCUUCUGAGAAGGACUUUGAGUCGACUCAACCAAAAUUAUGGUUAAAAGGAGAGAGGUCGUCAGUAGCUAAAAAUAUAUCUAUUGCCCAUAGUGACUGGAUCAUUGCGAAUAUACAACAGACAGGAUUUUACCGCAUCAAUUACGAUCAACGAAAUUGGGAGAUGCUUAUAAAAAUUCUAAAUGACCCGAAGAGGUUCGAGGAGAUUCAUCCAAUUAACCGGGCGCAGAUAAUAGAUGAUGCGAUGAAUUUGGCCCUAUCGGGUCGUUUGGACUACCGUAUAGCUCUGGACAUAACCAGUUAUUUGAAACACGAGAGAAGUUACGUACCCUGGAAGUCUGGGCUGGUAGCACUGGGUUAUAUAGACACGAUGUUAUCCAAAGGAGCUUAUUAUCUUGAAUACCAGCGUUACGUUCUACGUCUAUUACACGGGGCAGUUAAGGACCUCGGCUGGGAAGUAUCCACCAACGAGAGUGUAGUACGCGCACAACACAGAGUCGACCUCUUAUCAACUGCUUGCCACCUUCAACAAGUGGAAUGCUUGGAGCAUGCUGUAAGAAUGUACACAAACUGGAUGCUGACUCCGAAUCCUGAUACAUUUAACGAAAUUCACGCUGAUAUAAGAAGCACUGUAUAUUGCGUUGGAGUUCAAGCUGGUGGGGCGCGUGAGUGGAACUUUGCUUGGGAGAGGUUCAUGACAGCCAGUGCGCCCUCUGAAAGGGAACUUCUUCUGUCUGUUCUAGGAUGUACCAGGGCACCAUACUUAUUAUACAGAUACCUGGAGUUGUCCUUGCGAAAUGAUAGCGGCAUACGGAAGCAAGAUACAGUAAGAGUGUUCUCAGCCGUUGCCAGUUCGUCUAUCGGAGAACCCAUCGCAUUUAGUUUCGUCAGAGACAAUUGGCAGAGACUUAAGGAAUUUGUUGGUUCUGUAUCAACCAUGAAUUCAAUACUGAAGGUAGUAACGAGAAGAAUAAAUCAAGCUCAUGAAUUUGAUGAGCUAAAACGUUUUGUAUCGUCCUACGACAAGGAGCUUGGUCGUCCAGUACAGCAAGUUCUUGAAAGAACAGAAGCAAACGUGCAAUGGAUGAAUAGGAAUUACAAAACUAUCGUUUCUUGGCUCCUAAAGGCUGAUAAAGAAACUGUUAUUGAGUGA
Pieris macdunnoughi is the source of this 3048-nucleotide messenger RNA. The record is from the annotation of a GenBank genome assembly. NCBI's taxonomy places the organism in Eukaryota, Metazoa, Arthropoda, Insecta, Lepidoptera, Pieridae.